AUGAGCCCUAAAAUAUCAGACUUUGGUAUGGCAAGGAUAUUUGGUGGAAAGCAGCAGCAAGGAAACACUAUUAGAGCUGUUGGAACAUACGGUUACAUGUCUCCAGAAUAUGUGAUGGGUGGCGCCUUUUCUGUUAAGUCGGACAUUUAUAGCUUUGGUGUUCUUCUCUUGGAGAUUGUAAGUGGCUUGAAGAUCAGCUCACCUCAGCUUAUAAUGAACUUUCCAAACAUUACAACAUAUGCGUGGAGAUUAUGGGAAGAUGGAAAUGCAAUGGAACAGGUGGACUCAACAAUUGCUGGUAGUUGUCCAAUUCAUGAAGUUCUACGGUGCAUUCAUGUGGGACUCUUGUGUGUUCAACACCAUUCAGAUGCUAGGCCACUCAUGUCAUCGGUUGUGCUUAUGUUGGAGAAUGAAAUCACUUUGCUUCCAGAGCCGGAGCAACCUGCAUAUUUUGCAGCAAGAAAUCAGGAAAAUGGACAUACCAGGGAAAACAUGGAUAAUUCACAAAAUACCAUGAGUAUCACAACACUAAUAGGGCGUUAG
Messenger RNA from Triticum dicoccoides, 543 nucleotides. Its product is annotated as cysteine-rich receptor-like protein kinase 7. Gene Ontology annotation, biological process: protein phosphorylation. Lineage: Eukaryota; Viridiplantae; Streptophyta; Magnoliopsida; Poales; Poaceae. The transcript has 3 exons. Gene Ontology annotation, molecular function: protein kinase activity; ATP binding. The record is from RefSeq and is a predicted model, not a curated record. Bases 1 to 543 code for a protein of 180 amino acids.